Molecule: messenger RNA, 15681 nt
Organism: Zophobas morio
Lineage: Eukaryota; Metazoa; Arthropoda; Insecta; Coleoptera; Tenebrionidae
Gene: RyR
Product: ryanodine receptor
Exons: 65
Coding region: 91-15384 (5097 amino acids)
Biological process (GO): release of sequestered calcium ion into cytosol by sarcoplasmic reticulum; striated muscle contraction; intracellular calcium ion homeostasis
Cellular component (GO): sarcolemma; smooth endoplasmic reticulum; Z disc
Molecular function (GO): protein binding; ryanodine-sensitive calcium-release channel activity
Source: RefSeq, a predicted model, not a curated record
CAGUGCUACUUAACGAAAUUUCACUGCUGUGUGUGGACUCGCAUUUAUGUAAAACAAUUAUCGGAAAAUAGGAAAGUUUAAACCCCCAUAAUGGCUGAGGCCGAAGGGGGCUCCGAGCAGGAUGAUGUAUCAUUCUUACGAACGGAAGAUAUGGUAUGUCUUUCCUGCACAGCAACCGGAGAACGUGUGUGUUUGGCUGCAGAAGGUUUUGGUAAUCGACACUGCUUCUUAGAAAAUAUAGCAGACAAGAACAUACCCCCAGAUUUGUCACAGUGCGUGUUUGUCAUAGAACAGGCAUUGUCAGUACGUGCUUUACAAGAACUUGUCACUGCUGCAGGAAAUGAAACUGGUCAGGAAAAUUUAGGUAAAGGUACAGGAUCUGGACAUCGGACGCUCUUGUAUGGUAAUGCUAUAUUGCUACGUCAUCAAAACAGUGAUAUGUAUUUGGCUUGUUUGUCGACAAGCUCAAGUAACGAUAAACUCGCUUUUGAUGUCGGUUUACAAGAACAUAGUCAAGGUGAGGCAUGCUGGUGGACAGUCCAUCCAGCCAGCAAACAGAGAUCCGAGGGUGAAAAGGUACGCGUAGGAGAUGACUUGAUUUUGGUCUCUGUUGCCACUGAGAGAUAUUUGCACACCACUAAAGAAAAUGAAGUUUCUAUUGUAAACGCCAGUUUCCAUGUAACUCAUUGGUCUGUACAACCGUAUGGCACUGGAAUUUCUCGAAUGAAAUACGUUGGAUACGUUUUUGGCGGUGACGUACUUAGAUUCUUCCAUGGUGGUGAUGAAUGUUUGACAAUACCGUCGACAUGGAGCUUAGACUCAAAUAUCGUAAUUUACGAAGGUGGAAGCGUUAUGUCUCAAGCACGUUCUCUAUGGCGACUCGAAUUAGCAAGAACGAAAUGGGCCGGUGGAUUUAUAAACUGGUCACAUCCUAUGAGGAUACGACAUAUUACUACUGGAAGAUACCUUGGUGUUAACGAACACAAUGAACUGUAUCUUGUCAGCAGGGAAGAAGCCACUACAGCGACCACAGCUUUCUGUCUUCGACAAGAAAAAGAUGAUCAGAAGGUGGUUCUAGAAGAUAAAGAUUUAGAGGUUAUUGGAACUGCUAUUAUCAAAUAUGGUGAUUCUACAGUAAUUGUUCAGCAUUCUGAAUCAGGCUUGUGGCUUUCUUAUAAAUCUUACGAAACUAAGAAAAAAGGUGUUGGAAAAGUCGAAGAAAAACAGGCCGUAUUACACGAAGAAGGAAAAAUGGAUGACGGUUUAGAUUUUAGUAGAAGUCAAGAAGAAGAAUCGAGAACUGCACGAGUUAUUCGCAAAUGCAGUUCAUUGUUCACUCAAUUCAUUAAUGGAUUGGAAACACUUCAGAUGAAUAGACGACAUUCAGUAUUCUUUUUAGCAGUUAAUUUGAACGAGAUGGUAAUGUGUCUGGAAGAUUUGAUCAACUAUUUUGCUCAACCUGAGGAAGAUAUGGAACAUGAAGAGAAACAAAAUAAAUUUAGGGCGUUAAGAAAUAGACAAGAUUUAUUCCAAGAAGAGGGCAUUUUGAAUUUAAUUUUAGAAGCUAUUGACAAAAUCAAUGUGAUUACUUCCCAAGGAUUUUUGGCUGGGUUAGCUGGCGAUCAAAAUUGGGACAUGAUUUCAGGUUAUCUUUAUCAACUACUCGCUGCAAUUAUUAAAGGCAACCACACUAAUUGCGCUCAGUUUGCCAAUUCAAAUAGAUUAAACUGGUUGUUCUCUAGACUUGGUUCUCAAGCUUCCAGUGAAGGCACUGGAAUGUUAGAUGUACUUCACUGUGUCCUUAUCGACUCACCUGAGGCUUUGAACAUGAUGAGAGACGAACACAUCAAAGUUAUUAUUUCUCUUCUUGAAAAACACGGAAGAGAUCCCAAAGUUUUAGACGUACUUUGUUCACUUUGUGUCGGUAAUGGUGUAGCUGUACGUAGUUCUCAAAAUAAUAUCUGUGAUUAUCUUCUUCCUGGACAGAACUUACUAUUGCAAACUCGAUUAGUAGAUCAUGUAGCAAGCGUAAGGCCCAAUAUUUUUGUGGGUAGAGUUGAAGGGAGUGCCAUUUACCAAAAAUGGUAUUUUGAAGUAACUGUAGAUCAUUUAGAACAAACUACUCACAUGAUGCCUCAUUUGCGAAUCGGCUGGGCUAACUCAAAAGGUUACGUACCAUAUCCGGGUGGAGGAGAAAAAUGGGGUGGUAACGGAGUAGGUGAUGAUUUGUAUUCCUACGGCUUUGAUGGUGUUUACCUUUGGACAGGUGGACGUUCAACACAAGUAGUUACUAGCUUUACUCCACCAUUUAUAAAGAAAAACGAUGUGGUUGGCUGUGCCUUAGAUUUAACUGUUCCGAUAAUUACUUUUACAUUUAAUGGGGUGCCAAUUAAGGGAAGUUUUAGAAAUUUCAAUUUAGACGGGAUGUUUUUCCCCGUGAUUAGCUGUUCGUCCAAACUUAGUUGUCGAUUUCUCCUGGGAGGCGAUCACGGUCGCUUAAAAUAUAUACCUCCAGAGGAGUUUUCUCCUCUUGUUGAAAGUCUUCUUCCUCAGCAAGUUUUAAAUCUGGAACCGUGUUUCUACUUUGGUAACAUGAAUAAAAAUGUAAUUGCUGGGCCACUAGUUGUUGAAGAUGACACAGCGUUUGUACCAAACCCAGUAGAUACUUCUAUGGUGACUUUAGCCACUUACGUCGAGUCUAUUAGAGAUAAACUUGCUGAAAAUAUUCAUGAAAUGUGGGCAAUGAAUAAAAUUGAAGCGGGCUGGCAAUGGGGAGAGUAUAGAGAUGACCUACGUCAUGUUCAUCCGUGUUUGGUGCCAUUUGACAAACUUCCUGCAGCUGAAAAGAAAUAUGACUCUCAACUUGCAGUCCAAACGUUGAAGACCAUUAUUUCAUUAGGCUAUUACAUCACCAUGGAUAAACCUCCAUCUAGAAUUAAAACUGUACGUCUUCCAAAUGAACCGUUCAUGCAGGCAAAUGGAUACAAACCCGCUCCACUUGACUUGGGGGCUAUAACUUUGACACCAAAAUUAGAAGAACUUGUUGAUCAGUUGGCCGAAAAUACACAUAAUCUUUGGGCCAAAGAAAGGAUCCAACAGGGCUGGACCUAUGGACUUAAUGAGGAUCCUGACAUGUUCAGAAGUCCUCAUCUUGUGCCUUAUGUUAAAGUAGAUGACGCGAUAAAAAAAGCUAAUAGAGACACUGCGUCAGAAACAGUUCGUACUCUACUGGUAUAUGGAUAUAACUUAGAUCCCCCGACUGGCGAACAACAUGAAGCUUUGCUCGCUGAAGCCAGUAGAUCCAAACAAGUAAUAUUUCGUACGUAUAGAGCAGAAAAGAACUAUGCGGUUAAUUCGGGCAAGUGGUAUUUCGAAUUCGAAAUUUUGACAGCUGGUCCAAUGAGAGUCGGUUGGGCAAAAGCUGACUGCGCACCAGGAUGCAUGUUAGGCUCUGACGAAAAUACGUGGGCAUUUGAUGGAUACAACGAAGAAAAAGUAUAUAGCAAUGUGGCCGAGUCUUUUGGGAAACAGUGGCAAGUUGGGGAUGUAGUGGGUGUAUUCCUUGACCUAAUCGAUCACACAAUUAGUUUUUCUUUAAAUGGUGAGUUGUUGAUGGACGCCUUGGGAGGAGAAACUACUUUUGCCGAUGUGCAAGGGGACAAUUUUGUUCCUGCUUUUACUUUAGGGGUGGGUCAAAAAGCUCGCCUUUGUUUCGGUCAAGAUGUUACUCAGUUAAAAUUCUUUACAACUUGUGGUUUGCAAGAGGGUUACGAACCAUUUUGCGUAAAUAUGAACCGUCCAGUCACCUACUGGUAUACGAAAGAUCAACCUAUAUUUGAAAACACUGAUGACAUGCCAGAUACAAAAAUUGAUGUUACUAGAAUUUUAGCUGGUUCAGAUAGUCCUCCAUGUCUUAAAAUUAGUCAUAAUACUUUCGAAACUAUGGAAAAGGCUAAUUGGGAAUUUCUAAGACUCAGUUUACCGGUUAUCUGUCAUUCGACUUUUAUCUCGGAAGACGAAAAAAUGAGACGUUGGCAGGAAAUAAAAAUUCGGCAGCACAGAUUGAAAGCUGAAGCCGAAUCGCAAAGUACACCAGCCCACAUAGAGCAAAUGAUGAUGAAGAGUGGAUUUUCUAUGAGCGACAUCAAAGGGUUACAUCGGAAUUAUUCUGAGGAUGCUGUAGAAUCUGAUGAAGUGAUGAAACAUCACACCAAAUCUACUAAAAGCAUGCCAGCACGACCACCACGGAAAGGUUCCCUUUCGAGAAAUAUUAAUGGUUUCGAAGAUAAUUUACUAAGCAUCAACACCGGUAGAGGCGUCAAUCGCUCCAAUAGUGAACUAGACCUUAAUAGAUACCAUGAUAUGGCCCCAAAUAACCAAGAAAAAUUAGAUGAUAAGAAAAAGCGAGGCAGAUCUCCUUUCAGAUUCUUUUCAAGAAAAAAUAAAGCUGGCAGCUCUCCUGGUGGUGAAUCCCUUAAGGCAGAUAAAUCGAAGACCCCAGAGCCCGAUAGAGAACGUGUGGGAACUAUCAAACCCCAGAACCGUCCCGCCGGUUUGUCGCCUUCACUCCUGACGAGAAAUCCUACAAUUAAACAAUCACAAACUGAUCUAAUGCAAGCAGCGGCACCUACCGGCCAACAAAAACAACUUUCCGUGCCUCACACUUCAGACGUAGAAGCGGUUGGUGAUGAACUUUAUGACGGAGAAUGUCUUAAGCUUAUCAAUGAAUACUUCUAUGGUGUACGAAUUUACCCUGGUCAAGACCCAACACAUGUGUAUAUAGGUUGGGUAACAACACAAUACCAUUUACACACAAAAGAUUUUAACCAAAAGCAAGUCCGCACGAGUUCUAUUAUUAUAACUGACGAAUACGAGAGAAUUAUGGAUUGCGUCGACCGACAAUCGUGUUACAUGGUGCGAGCUGAUGAGUUGUAUAAUCAAGUCACUCAAGACGCUUCAGGCAAAGGAGCCUCACAAGGAAUGUUUGUUGGUUGUUUCUUAGAUGCAGCUACUGGAGUCAUUACGUUCACAUGUGAAGGGAAACCCACGUCUCAUGUCUAUAGAAUGGAACCUGAAACUAAGUUGUUCCCUGCUAUUUUUCUGGAAGCAACAAGCAAGGAAUGCCUUCAAAUUGAAUUAGGUAGAACACCUACCAGUUUGCCUCUGUCAGCUGCGGUAUUACAAAACAGCGCCAAGCACGUUAUACCACAAUUCCCGCCUAGACUAAAAGUACAGUGUCUUAAACCUCACCAAUGGGCUAGAGUUCCUAAUCAAAGCUUACAAGUGCACGCAUUGAAAUUGUCAGACAUUAGAGGCUGGUCAAUGUUAUGUGAAGAUGCCAUUUCUAUGUUAGCUCUUCACAUCCCAGAAGAGGAUCGUUGUAUUGACGUACUGGAACUAAUAGAAAUGGAUAAGUUGCUUAGCUUCCAUGCACACACUUUAACACUGUAUGCAGCUUUGUGCUAUCAGAGUAAUUAUAAGGCUGCUCAUGUCUUAUGUAAACAUGUGAGUCAGAGACAGUUGCUCUACGCCAUUAAGUCAGAAUAUAUGAGUGGUCCGUUGAGACAAGGAUUUUACGAUUUACUUAUUGCUGUGCAUCUUGAAUCUGCGGCAACAACCAUGGAAGUAUGUCAGAAUGAAUAUGUAAUUCCCUUAAGUCAAGAACUAAGAGAAAUGUACGAGGAUGCAGAUAUGUGUCAUAGCUUACGAUUUUUGAAAAUGGAAUCCGUCCAGCCACAAAUGAAAAUGUCGGAAAUUACCGAUACUGUUGAAGAUAUUAAGAAUUUAUAUUCUCCUUACUUCCCGUUGGAUAUAGUAAGAGAUUAUGUAAUGACCGCGUUAGCUGAAGCUGUUGAAACUAACCAGGUGCACAACCGUGAUCCAAUCGGAGGUUCAAACGAGAAUCUGUUUCUACCUUUGCUUAAAUUAGUGGAUCGUUUAUUAUUGGUUGGAUUGUUGAGAGAUGAAGAUGUGGAAAAAUUGUUGAUUAUGAUAUGUCCAGAAACGUGGGAUCCUAUAUUUGAAAAAGAUGGUAAAGAUGAGCAUCGUAAAGGACUUCUUUCUAUGAAAAUGGCAGAAGGUGCUAAGUUACAAAUGUGCUACUUGCUUCAACAUCUUUGCGAUAUUCAGUUAAGACACAGAGUUGAGGCAAUUAUAGCCUUUAGUCAUAGCUUUGUUGGAGAACUACAGGCUGAUCAGCUACGUCGUUACAUCGAAAUUAAACAGUCAGACUUGCCUUCUGCUGUAGCAGCUAAAAAAACCAGAGAAUUUAGGUGUCCGCCACGUGAACAAAUGAAUGCCAUUUUAUCUUUCAAAAAUUUGGAAGAGGAAGACAAAGAGAACUGCCCACUUGGGGAAGACUUAUGUGAAAAAUUGAACGAGUUCCAUGCAAGAUUAAUGGCUCACGUUUCCUUGCAAGCGCUGCAAGCUCCUUCAGAAGAGGAAAAUGCAGACUUGCAAAAGCCGGGAGCUUUGAAACGAUUAUAUAAUUUUAUCAAUGCUGUCAAAGAAUUAGAAGAAGAACCCAAAGAGGAACCAGAACCGGAAAAGAAAACUCCAGAAGAGGUGUUUAGGAAAGUCUUGAUUGGUACAAUUGUGAAAUGGGCUGAGGAAUCUCAAAUAGAAAUGUCUAAACUCGUACAAGAAAUGUUUAGUUUACUUGUGCGACAGUACGAUUCUGUCGGCGAAUUAAUAAGAGCUUUACAAAAAACGUACAUUAUUAACGCCAAAACGAAACAAGAUGUUGCCGAAAUGUGGGUCGGUUUAAGCAAAAUUAGAGCACUUUUACCAGUACAAAUGUCUCAAGAAGAAGAGGAAUUAAUGAGAGAACGUUUGUGGAAAUUAGUAAAUAAUCACACUUUCUUCCAACAUCCAGACUUGAUUCGAGUGUUGCGCAUUCACGAAAACGUAAUGGCUGUAAUGAUAAAUACUCUUGGUAGAAGAUCCCAAGCUCAAUCAGACGCUCAAGCGCAAGCUCAAGCCGCUGAAGGAGAACCUGUUGUUAAAGAAAAAGACACAUCCCAUGAAAUGGUGGUGGCAUGUUGUCGCUUUUUAUGUUACUUCUGUAGAACCGGUCGCCAGAACCAAAAAGCAAUGUUUGAGCACUUUGAUUUCUUGUUGGAAAAUAGCAACAUUCUAUUAGCGCGACCGAGUUUGAGGGGUUCAACACCAUUAGAUGUAGCUUACUCCUCUCUCAUGGAAAAUACAGAAUUAGCGUUAGCCUUACGUGAACAUUACUUGGAAAAAAUUGCGAUUUAUUUGUCGCGGUGCGGACUUCAAUCCAAUUCCGAACUUGUCGAAAAGGGUUAUCCAGAUUUAGGUUGGGAUCCAGUGGAAGGUGAACGUUAUCUUGAUUUCCUUAGAUUCUGUGUUUGGGUAAACGGUGAGAGUGUUGAAGAAAAUGCUAAUUUAGUUAUCAGGUUGCUUAUAAGAAGACCUGAAUGUUUAGGUCCCGCCUUGCGAGGUGAAGGUGAAGGUCUUUUACGUGCUAUUGUGGAGGCUAACAAGAUGUCUGAAAGAAUUUCUGAUAGACGAAAAAUGAUGGACGAAGCUGAAGGCACUGUAAAUGUUGCUUCAUUUAGCCAUCCUCUUCCUGAAAGUGAUGAUGAUGAGGACUACAUAGAUACAGGAGCGGCCAUUUUGAACUUUUAUUGUACUUUAGUAGAUCUCUUGGGUAGAUGUGCCCCUGAUGCUGCAGUUAUAGAACUGGGUAAAAAUGAAUCUCUUCGAGCUCGUGCGAUUCUUAGAUCUUUAGUACCAUUGGAAGAUCUUCAAGGUGUUUUAAGUCUAAGAUUUACUCUACAAAAUCCAGCAGCCGGAGAAGAAAGACCUAAGUCGGAUAUGCCAUCUGGUUUAAUACCUGGUCACAAACAAUCAGUUGUACUUUUCCUAGAACGAGUUUACGGUAUUGAAACCCAAGAACUGUUCUUUAGACUCCUUGAGGAAGCUUUUCUCCCAGAUCUAAGAUGUGCAACCAUGUUAGAUCGAAACGACGGUAGUGAAUCCGAUAUGGCUUUAAGUAUGAACCGUUACAUUGGAAACUCUAUUCUUCCGUUACUUAUUCAACAUAGUAAAUUUUACAGUGAAGCUGAGAAUUAUGCUUCCUUACUUGAUGCUACGCUACACACUGUUUACCGUCUAUCGAAAAACCGUAUGCUUACCAAAGGUCAAAGAGAGGCUGUUUCUGAUUUCUUGGUAGCAUUGACUAGCGCUCUGCAGCCGUCAAUGUUACUUAAGUUGCUUAGAAAACUUACUGUUGACGUAUCAAACUUAUCAGAAUAUACCACAGUAGCUUUGAGAUUAUUAACACUACAUUAUGACAGAUGUGCAAAGUAUUACGGUUCUAGUACGGGACAAGGUAUAUAUGGUGCCGCCAGUGAUGAAGAGAAGCGACUGACAAUGAUGCUCUUCUCGAAUAUUUUCGAUUCUUUGAGCAAGAUGGACUAUGAUCCUGAAUUAUUCGGAAAAGCUUUACCUUGCUUGAGUGCAAUUGGGUGUGCAUUACCGCCCGAUUAUUCUCUUUCGAAGAAUUACGACGAUGAAUGGUACGCCAACAAAUCUGCCCAAACAGGACCAGAUGGGCCAUAUGAUCCUCAACCUAUUAAUACAUCAUCCGUUGCUCUUAAUAACGAUUUAAAUAGCAUUGUACAACAAUUCUCUGAACAUUACCACGACGCUUGGGCAUCGCGAAAAUUAGAGAACGGUUGGCAGUAUGGUGAAAAUUGGUCCGACUCCAAUAAAACACAUCCAAGACUCAAGCCGUACGCCAUGUUAAAUGAUUAUGAGAAAGAAAGAUACAAGGAACCAGUUCGCGAAUCUUUGAAAGCUCUUUUAGCUAUUGGUUGGUCUGUAGAACAUUCCGAAGUUGAUAAUCCGACAAAUAAUCGUAAUUCAAUUAAUCGACAAUCGACUGAUGGUUCAUCACCAUUUAACUACAGUCCUCAUCCCGUGGAUAUGACCAACUUGACGUUGUCGCGAGAGAUGCAAAAUAUGGCUGAACGUCUUGCAGAAAAUGCACACGAUAUUUGGGCUAAAAAGAAGAAGGAAGAACUUAACACUUGUGGUGGAGGCAUACAUCCUCAAUUAGUUCCAUACGAUCUGUUAACUGAUAAAGAGAAAAGGAAAGAUAGAGAACGCUCCCAAGAAUUUUUGAAAUAUUUACAAUAUCAAGGCUACAAAUUACACAGACCUCAUCGCGGUGCACAAGGAGAAACGGAACAAUCGACAGCUGGACCUUCAAUCGAAUUACGAUUUGCUUACAGUUUACUAGAAAAACUUAUCCAAUACGCUGAUCGUGCAACAAUUAAUAUGAAACUGUUGAAACCAUCUUCAACAUUUAGCCGAAGGACAUCGUACAAAACGUCUUCUAGAGAUAUCAAAUUUUUCUCGAAAGUUGUGCUACCUUUAAUGGAAAAAUACUUUUCCACUCAUCGCAACUAUUUCAUUGCUGUUGCAACAGCUACCAAUAAUGUCGGUGCCGCCAGUUUAAAGGAAAAAGAAAUGGUUGCGUCUCUGUUUUGUAAACUGGCAAGCUUACUGAGGUCUCGUCUUACUGCUUUCGGCGCAGAUGUUAGAAUAACAGUCCGAUGCUUGCAAGUUUUGGUCAAAGGAAUCGACGCCAAAUCUUUGGUUAAGAACUGUCCUGAAUUUAUACGUACCUCGAUGUUAACGUUCUUUAAUAACACUGCUGAUGAUCUAGGUCAUACUAUAAUCAACUUACAAGAGGGAAAAUAUAGUCACUUACGUGGCACUCAUUUAAAAACAUCAACAUCCUUGUUUUAUGUCAAUACUGUAAUAAUUCCAAUUUUAACUGCAAUGUUUGAUCAUCUUGCGAACUGUGAAUACGGAAGUGAUUUGUUGCUUGACGAGAUUCAGGUCGCUUCGUAUAAGAUUUUGCAAGCUCUAUACAGCCUCGGUACGGAUCCGAGUCUGACUCAUGAUAGAAAAUAUUUAAAGACUGAAAUCGAGAAGUAUAAACCAGCAUUGGGUUCUUGUUUGGGAGCUUUUAGCUCAACGUUUCCAGUGGCAUUCUUAGAACCACAUCUUAACAAGAAUAACCAGUAUUCUCUACUGAAUCGAAUUGCUGAUCAUUCAUUAGAAGCUCAAGACAUAAUGACUAGAAUGGAAAGCUCAAUGCCCACUCUUGAAACUAUUUUGGCUGAAGUUGAUCAGUUUGUUGAGAGUGAAAAAACUUAUUCAGACGCUCCUUACGUAAUUGAUGUUAUUAUGCCUAUGCUAUGUUCCUACUUGCCGUUCUGGUGGUCGCAGGGUCCUGACAAUGUUAGUCCAACCGGAGAAACUCACGUCUCGAUGGUUACUGCAGAACAUAUGAAUCAUUUAUUGAAGAAUGUUCUGAAAUUAAUUAAAAAGAACAUUGGCAAUGACAAUUCACCAUGGAUGACUAGAAUUGCCGCUUAUACACAACAAAUUAUUAUCAACAGCAGUGAAGAACUUCUUCGAGAUCCAUUCCUUCCCUUAGCUGAACGCGUCAAGAAACGAACGGAAGCUAUGUUCCAUAAAGAAGAAAGUUUACGAGGUUUCAUUAAAAGCUCGUCAGAUGACACAUCACAGAUCGAAACCCAGAUUCAAGAAGACUGGCACCUUCUUGUUAGAGACAUCUACGCAUUCUAUCCUCUGCUCAUCAAAUACGUUGACUUGCAAAGAAACCAUUGGUUACGACACAACAUCGCAGAAGCUGAAGACUUGUACAAUCAUGUUGCUGAUAUUUUCAACAUUUGGUCGAAAUCUCAAUAUUUCUUACGCGAAGAACAGAAUUUCAUUUCGGCUAAUGAAAUUGACAAUAUGGUUCUAAUUAUGCCAACCGCUACGAGGCGAACUGUUGUUUCAGACGGAACACAACCAACUGGUGGAAAGAAGAAGAAGAAGCAUCGUGAUAAGAAGAGGGACAAAGACAAGGAAAUACAAGCUUCAUUGAUGGUUGCCUGCUUGAAGCGUUUAUUACCAGUAGGUUUAAACUUGUUCGCAGGAAGGGAACAAGAAUUGGUACAACACUGUAAGGAUCGAUUCUUGAAAAAGAUACCAGAAUAUGAUAUUGCUGAUUUUGCCAAAACUCAGUUAACUCUGCCAGACAAAAUUGAUCCUGCAGAUGAAAUGUCAUGGCAGCAUUAUUUGUAUAGUCAGUUAGGUAGCAAGAAAAGUGCUGCUGUAGGUAUGGUUGAUAGCAAUGGCAAGAGUCUGCUUGAGGAAACAGUCGAUCGAAUUGUGGCUAUGAGUAAAGUCCUUUUCGGUUUACACAUGAUCGAUCACCCACAACAACAACAAAAAGGUGUAUACCAUAGCGUGGUUUCUACUCAGAGGAAGCGUGCUGUACUCUCUUGCUUCCGGCAAGCUUCUUUGCACAGUUUACCAAGGCAUCGGGCUAUCAAUAUUUUCAUCCGUUCUUACUAUGAACUCUGGCUACAAGACGAAAAUGUGGGACAAGAAGUAAUGAUUGAAGAUUUGACUCAAAGUUUUGAAGAUUCUGAACUUAAGAAGAAAGAUGUUGAAGAAGAAGAAGGAAAGCCGGAUCCUUUAACACAGCUUGUUACAACUUUCUGCAGAGGUGCUAUGACUGAGCGAUCGGGUGCUCUACAGGAGGAUCCUCUCUAUAUGUCUUAUGCUGAGAUUAUUGCCAAAUCGUGUGGUGAAGAAGAAGAGGAAGGUGAAGAGGAAGAAGGUGGCGAAGGUGAAGAAGGAACCGCGUCAAUUCAUGAACAAGAAAUGGAAAAACAAAAAUUGUUGUUCAACCAAGCAAGACUGGCCAAUAGAGGCGUAGCAGAAAUGGUUCUGCUUCAUAUUUCGGCAUGCAAAGGUGUACCUUCCGAAAUGGUCAUGAAAACUCUCGAACUGGGAAUUUCUAUACUUCGUGGUGGCAAUUUUGAUAUCCAAAUGGGCAUGUUGAAUCACUUGAAGGAGAAAAAAGAUGUUGGUUUCUUCACCAGCAUAGCCGGCUUGAUGAACAGUUGCAGUGUUUUGGAUCUUGACGCCUUUGAACGUAACACCAAGGCUGAAGGGCUUGGUGUGGGCUCAGAAGGUGCGGCUGGCGAGAAGAACAUGCACGAUGCCGAAUUCACUUGUGCGUUAUUUAGGUUUAUUCAGCUCACCUGUGAAGGUCACAAUCUAGAGUGGCAAAAUUAUUUGCGUACUCAGGCAGGUAACACCACAACGGUAAAUGUUGUCAUCUGUACAGUGGAUUAUUUGCUGCGUCUUCAAGAAUCUAUAAUGGACUUUUAUUGGCACUAUUCCAGCAAAGAACUAAUUGAUCCUGCGGGUAAAGCAAACUUUUUCAAAGCCAUCGGUGUUGCCAGUCAAGUAUUUAACACACUCACUGAGGUGAUUCAAGGUCCUUGCACGCUUAAUCAACAAGCUUUAGCUCACUCUAGGUUGUGGGACGCCGUCGGCGGGUUUCUUUUCCUAUUUUCACAUAUGCAAGACAAACUAUCAAAGCACUCUAGUCAAGUUGAUUUGCUUAAAGAACUGCUCAACUUACAAAAAGACAUGAUUACUAUGAUGUUGUCUAUGCUUGAAGGCAAUGUUGUUAAUGGUACCAUCGGUAAACAGAUGGUGGACACGUUGGUUGAAAGUGCAUCAAACGUAGAAUUAAUCCUCAAAUACUUUGAUAUGUUCUUAAAACUGAAAGAUCUAACCUCCUCUCCCAGUUUUCUGGAAAUUGAUAUUAAUAACGACGGAUGGGUUUACCCCAAAGAUUUCAAAGAAAAAAUGGAACAGCAAAAGAGCUAUACUGCAGAAGAAAUCGACUUCUUAUUGGCAUGCUGUGAAGUAAACCACGAUGGCAAAAUCGAUUACAUAGGUUUUAUUGAUCGAUUCCAUGAACCAGCAAAAGAAAUCGGUUUUAACUUGGCCGUUUUACUGACGAAUCUAUCUGAGCACAUGCCAAACGAACCAAGAUUGGCUAGAUUCUUAGAAACUGCUGGAUCUGUAUUAAAUUAUUUUGAACCAUUCUUAGGACGUAUAGAAAUUUUAGGUGGAAGCAAACGUAUUGAGCGGGUUUACUUUGAAAUAAAAGAAUCGAAUAUCGAACAGUGGGAGAAGCCUCAAAUUAAGGAGUCAAAACGAGCAUUCUUCUAUUCAAUUGUAACAGAAGGUGGUGACAAAGAAAAGCUUGAAGCUUUCAUAAACUUCUGCGAAGAUGCUAUUUUUGAAAUGCAGCACGCCAGUGGACUGAUGGCAGUAGAGGAUUCCGGUGGAGGAGGUCCCACACGUACCGCUAGUUACAGUUACAUGAAUGUCGAUGACGAAGAUCGAGGGAAAGAUCCAAUUCGUAGAGGAUAUCAGUCUGUAAAAGAAGGGAUAUCGUAUGGAUUGUCAGCCCUGAGUCCUUCCAAUAUAAAACAUAGAAUUGCUGAAAUGCAACAAAUGACUAUUCCAGAAUUAUUUAUCGGUUUCUUUAGGAUGAUUAUGUAUGCAUUUUAUUAUUCCGGGUUUGGUGUGGCGGUUAUUUUUAAGUAUGUAUUUGGCGUGUUAUUGUCGUUAAUGAGAGGCCCCGUCGAAGAACCAGUAGUCGAAAUUAAAGAAGAGGAAAAAGUAGGUCUGACUAGAGUUUUACCGGCUUUACCGUCUACGGAAGAGGCAAAUACGCAGAUGCAAGCAUUCGGAUUGGAUAUAACGAAAGAAGAUAACGGACAAUAUAAAAUGGCGGCACAUGAGUCACCAACAACAAGUCAGCCAUCUUCAGCUGAAGGUGAAGGGGAAACCACGCCAGAAGAGGAAGGUGAACACGCGGAUGCUGAGUCUUCGGAAGCCCCUCUAUCUUUGUCUGAUCUCUUGGGUGGUGAACAAGCUAAACGGGCAGCUCAAGAAAAGGUAGAAGCCCAAGCGGCCCAACAAGCAGCCAUGCAAGCAAUUGAAUCAGAGUCUAAGCAACCAGUGGUUACUGAACCAUCCGCCGUGUCACAAAUUAACUUCGGAGCGUAUAGUCAUCGCGCUGUAUCGUUCUUAGCCAGGAACUUCUACAACUUAAAAUAUGUGGCUUUGGUUCUAGCGUUCUGUAUCAACUUUAUGCUUCUAUUUUACCGGGUUUCUACUCUGGGAGAGGACGACGAAGGUAGUGGUAGUAAAGAAAUCCCAGACAUAUUAGAAGGAUCUGGAGAAGGUAGCGGAGCAGGUUCUGGAGAAUCGGGUGAAGAUGAGGACGCGCUAGAGUUGGUACAUGUGGAUGAAGAUUAUUUCUACAUGGCACAUGUGAUGCGUUUAGCAGCUAUACUACAUUCGAUGGUCUCACUGGCUAUGUUGAUUGCCUAUUAUAACUUAAAAGUGCCUUUAGCUAUAUUUAAAAGAGAAAAAGAAAUCGCGCGACGUCUUGAAUUUGAAGGUUUAUACAUUGCAGAACAACCUGAAGACGAUGAUUUAAAAUCACAUUGGGAUAAACUAGUUAUUUCAGCAAAAUCAUUUCCGGUCAAUUAUUGGGAUAAAUUUGUUAAGAAAAAGGUCCGCCAAAAGUAUAGCGAAACUUACGAUUUUGAUUCAAUUAGCAACUUAUUAGGAAUGGAAAGAACGUCUUUCCAACAACAGGAAUCAGAAGAGAGAAAAAGUUUAAUUUACUUUAUUAUCAACAUCGAUUGGCGCUACCAAAUUUGGAAAUCUGGCGUGACGAUUACCGAUAAUUCGUUUUUAUAUUCUUUAUGGUACUUCAUCUUCUCCAUUUUGGGCAAUUUUAACAACUUCUUCUUCGCUGCUCAUUUGUUGGACGUUGCGGUAGGUUUUAAAACACUGCGUACGAUUUUACAGUCUGUAACGCACAACGGAAAACAAUUGGUUUUAACGGUGAUGUUGCUAACCAUUGUGGUGUAUAUUUACACCGUCAUCGCUUUCAACUUCUUUAGAAAGUUCUACGUACAAGAAGAAGAUGAAGAAGUAGAUAAAAAAUGCCACGAUAUGUUAACGUGCUUCGUAUUUCAUCUCUACAAGGGAGUGAGAGCCGGUGGUGGAAUUGGUGACGAAAUUGAACCACCAGACGGAGAUGAUUAUGAAGUUUAUCGUAUUAUGUUUGACAUUACUUUCUUCUUCUUCGUCAUUGUCAUCUUGUUGGCUAUUAUUCAAGGUUUAAUCAUUGACGCUUUUGGUGAGCUGCGUGAUCAGUUAGAGAGUGUGAAAGAGGAUAUGGAGUCUAAUUGCUUCAUAUGCGGCAUGGGUAAAGAAUAUUUCGAUAAAGUACCGCAUGGGUUCGAUACUCACGUUCAGCAGGAACAUAAUUUGGCGAACUACAUGUUUUUCCUUAUGCAUCUAAUCAACAAGCCGGAUACAGAAUACACGGGUCAAGAAACGUAUGUGUGGAAUAUGUACCAACAAAGAUGUUGGGACUUCUUCCCAGUGGGUGACUGCUUCCGCAAACAGUAUGAAGAAGAAUUAGGAGGCGGUGGUGGUUAAAAUAAGUCUAAUUUACGUAAAUUCUAAGUGCUCAAAUUUUCUAAUUAAACUCUCCAUUAGGUAUUUUUUUAUCGAUACAUGACACCACUCACAGCAGAUCGAUAAAAAGAAUUUUUAAAUCGACAUUUUAAUGUUUUUUUUUCUUUUUUGAAAUUUACAUGUUGUAAUAUACUCUUGUGCUUUAUUAUUGACUCAGAAUUUUGUUUUAUUGAACAGUACAAAAUAUUAUAAACUUGUCCAAAUUUUGCCUUAAAAUUUUAAAUAACGUUCAAAGUAUAUUGUGAAGUGUAUUGCGGA